AUGGCGUUAGUACCACCCCUGAACCAGCGCGAAGCGCGCCCGCCGCCGGACGCGGAAGCAGCAACUGCGCCGCCGACGGACGCGGAAGCAGCAACUGCGCCGUCGCCACGGGACGCGGAAGCGGCGGUGGCUGCGCUCGCGGCGUCGCCCGUUCCCGCAGCGUCCUCCCGCCCUGUCGAAGCAGCCGUUGCAGCUAGUGCGAGGUCAAUCAACGCGGAGCGCGCGGUCAACACGGUCAACGCUUGUAGCCCGGUCAACGCGGUCAACGCGAAUUGUGCAGCAGAGGCGGUCAACUCUGCCAGCACAAGCAGCGACGUGAUGAGAAUGAGCGACCUGCCCAACGCGAUCCAGCUACGCAUCCUCUCGCUCCUCGCAUCUCCUCCUCCCUCCCUGCCUGCCGCCGCUCCCCAGCAGCAGCAGCAGCAGCACGCAGCGCCCAUCUCCAUUCUGACCAGCAGCGGUAGUAGUAGUGCCAGUGUCAGUGCUGCUGCGGGUGGGGAGAGUAGCGGAGAGCAAUUGAGUGCGGGUGGGGAGAGUAGCGGAGAGCAAUUGAGUGCGGGUGGGGAGAGUAGCGGAGAGCAAUUGAGUGCGGGUGGGGGGGCGCAUGCGGAGGAAAGAGGGGAGGAGCAGGAUCAGGAGGAGCGGCGGGUGAGGGCUGCAGUGGCGGAGAUGAUGACACGUGGCUAUGCUGUGCUGGAUGGCUUCAUGGGGAUGGCCGAGGCGGUGGCAGCAAGGGCGGAGGCAGAGCAGCUGCGAUCGGCGCAGUGCAUGCGACCCGCACGCAUAGGCGGAGGGCAGGGAGCAGCAGCAGCAGCAGCAGCACUGGCGCUAGCACUAGCAGGAACAGGAGCAGGAGGAGGGGCAGGAGGAGGGGCAGGAGGAGGGGUAGGAGGAGGGGCAGGAGGAGGGGGAGGAGGAGGGGCAGGGGAGGAGAUGAGUCUGGUGGGGGGUCCGCAGGUGGACGUGAGUGUGAGGGGCGAUGUGCUGGUGUGGCUCACAAUCUCGUCUUCUCUUCAUCCGACUUUUGAGUCGACUCAAAAGUCACAACGUGUGAGAAUCUCCUCUUCUCUUCAUCCGACUUUUGAGUCGACUCAAAAGUCACAACGUGUGAGAAUCUCCUCUUCUCUUCAUCCGACUUUUGAGUCGACUCAAAAGUCACAACGUGUGAGAAUCUCCUCUUCUCUUCAUCCGACUUUUGAGUCGACUCAAAAGUCACAACGUGUGAGAAUCUCGUCUUCUCUUCAUCCGACUUUUGAGUCGACUCAAAAGUCACAACGUGUGAGAAUCUCGUCUUCUCUUCAUCCGACUUUUGAGUCGACUCAAAAGUCACAACGUGUGAGAAUCUCCUCUUCUCUUCAUCCGACUUUUGAGUCGACUCAAAAGUCACAACGUGUGAGAAUCUCCUCUUCUCUUCAUCCGACUUUUGAGUCGACUCAAAAGUCACAACGUGUGAGAAUCUCGUCUUCUCUUCAUCCGACUUUUGAGUCGACUCAAAAGUCACAACGUGUGAGAAUCUCCUCUUCUCUUCAUCCGACUUUUGAGUCGACUCAAAAGUCACAACGUGUGAGAAUCUCCUCUUCUCUUCAUCCGACUUUUGAGUCGACUCAAAAGUCACAACGUGUGAGAAUCUCCUCUUCUCUUCAUCCGACUUUUGAGUCGACUCAAAAGUCACAACGUGUGAGAAUCUCCUCUUCUCUUCAUCCGACUUUUGAGUCGACUCAAAAGUCACAACGUGUGAGAAUCUCCUCUUCUCUUCAUCCGACUUUUGAGUCGACUCAAAAGUCACAACGUGUGAGAAUCUCCUCUUCUCUUCAUCCGACUUUUGAGUCGACUCAAAAGUCACAACGUGUGAGAAUCUCCUCUUCUCUUCAUCCGACUUUUGAGUCGACUCAAAAGUCACAACGUGUGAGAAUCUCCUCUUCUCUUCAUCCGACUUUUGAGUCGACUCAAAAGUCACAACGUGGCAAUGGCACUCGGUACGCACGGCACACGGAUCGGUCCCCUUCCAGCCCGCACCGCCGGGUGACGGCUCUCUACUACCUCAACCCUUCCUGGGACCCCGCCUCCAUGGGCGGCAACCUGCGGCUGUAUCUGCCGCGCGCGUCUCAUGUGGGGGACGGUGGUGCUGUAGGAGCAGCAGCAGAAGCAACAGAAGAAGCAGCGUCAGCAGCAGCUGUUAGAACAGGGAUGGGUCAUGCAUGCAGGGCUGGUGGCGGUGGUGGUGGCGGUGGCGGUGGCGGUGGCGGUGGCAGUGGCGGUGGUGGUGGUGGUGGUGGUAACAGCGAUGGGAAGCACCAAAGGGGAGAGGAAGAGGGAGAGGAGGGAGAGGAGGGAGAGGAGGGAGGGGAGGAGGAGCAAGAGUGCAGUGUGGACAUAGCGCCGUUGGCAGACCGUCUGGUGCUGUUCCUCAGUCAUAUACCCCACGAGGUCCUGCCCUCGCACGCCCACCGCUUCUCCCUCACCUUCUGGUUCUGCUGCUCCCCGCUCGCACAGCAGGAAACUCCUGAGGCGGUUCCAAUGGGAGUAAGCUGCACAGAUGGCCCCCACUCGCAUGGACAGGAGGAGUGCACAGCGCCAGGGGCAGGCGUGCAGGGGAACAACGUGCAGGGGGCAGGGGUGCAGGAGGGAGGAAGUGGAGGGCUAGGAGGUUUUGAGACGUCUCAGCAGCACUCGCAUGGACAGGAGGAGCGCACAGCGGAAGGGGGACGUGUGCAGGGGGGAGGAAGUAGGGGGCUAGGAGGGGAGAUGGCGGGGCGAGGGGGGUUGCCGAGGGAUGGAGGGGGUGCUUUGGGUUGUGAAAGAGGGGGAGGUUGGGAGCAGAGAGCAGGGGAGGGUAGCGCAGGGGAGGGAAGCAAGGAGGUUGAUUUUGAGAAUUCUCAAAAGCAACCUCAAACAAGUUGGGAGCAGAGAGCAGGGAAGGGUAGCGCAGGGGAGGGAAGCAAGGAGCGCAUCUUUGUGUCGAUAGCGAGCUACAGGGACUCAGAGUGUGUGUGGACGGUCAGAAGCCUCCUGGAGAACGCUGCUGUGUGGCAGCAGGUCACUGUGGGCAUUGUUUGGCAGAUCGAGGAGGAAGACUGUGCAGUCACCACUGCAGCGCUGCUGUCCUCCCUGCCGGCCUGCUACCACCCACAGAUAAGACAGGUGGUGCUACCAGCAUGCAUGGCAAGGGGACCCUGCUGGGCGAGGGCCAUAGCUCAGCACAUGUGGCAGAGCGAAGAGUACUACCUCCAGAUCGACUCUCACAUGCGCUUCCUACCCGCAUGGGACACCCAACUCCUUGCCUUCCACUCCCGCGCCUCCCGCCUCUCCCCCAAGCCCAUCCUCUCCUCCUACCCCCCUGGUUACUUCGGCCUGGGCGCUUCUGCCGUCAUCCCCCCUAUAGACGCCUCCGCUGCUUGCGUUCUCCUGUGCGCGAGCCAUUUCAAUGAGAGAGACGGAAUGCUGAGAAUUAAAGGGAGGCGGGUGUGUAGUGGGAGAAAGAAGGAAGGUGGGGAGGAGGAGAGUGACUGGAGUGGGGGACCUGCUGAUGCUGAAGAGGGGAAAGGGGAACGGGCUGGAGGAGAGGGAGGGUCGGGGAAAGGAGGGUCGAAAGAGGGAGAUGGAAGAGAAAGGACGGGAAUACAGGGUGCGGUAGAGACAGAGAGGAAGGAGAGAGGGGUGAUCCAGGAGAGAGGGGUGGGUGGGGGCUCUCCUGUGCCGUCGCUGUUCUGGGCUGCUGGUUUCUCCUUCUCCCGCGCAUCAGUCAUCCAUGAGGUGCCCUACGACCCCACACUCUCCUUCCUCUUCUUCGGGGAGGAGCUCUCAAUGGCACUGCGCCUCUUCACACAUGGAUAUGACUUCUUCUCUCCGCCGCUCCCUCUCGCCUUCCACCAGUGGUCCCGCGCCUACCGCCCCUCUCUCCCUACUGUUGUCGCCCCCUGUCUCGCCCCCUCUCCUGCCCCCUCACUCGUGCCCGCACUCUCAUCCUUGUCACCACCGUCUGCAAUAAAAUCUGCUGCCAAGGCAGCCGCUAAGGCAGCGGCACAAGCGCGGGUUCAGCUGCUGCUGUGCCCCCACGGGGCAAACGGUGCAGGGUUUGAGGGCGGGGAGAGUGGAGAGGAGCAGCAGAGCGGGUGUAAGGAGAGGGAGAGAGCAGCGGCAGUGGUGGCAGCAUAUGGUGGGGGGGAGCGGCUGGAGUGGAGUGUUGUGCCUUGGACGGACGUGCAUGGCAAGGCUCUGGGCACAGUGAGGGUUCUCCAGGAAGCUGAGACUCAUGCCUUUGCUUCUGCUCCUGCUGCUGCUGCUGUUGCUGCUGCUGCUGGCGCUUGUGGUGGUGGUGGUGGUGGUGGUGCUAGUUCUGUUGCCGCUCCCUCUGCAGCACCUGAUGUGUGUGCCAGUGCUGCUGCUGGCUGCUUGCGAGUGGGAGUGGGGACACAGCGCACGGUGCAGCAGUUUAUAGGGCAUUGCGGAGUGGACUUUUGCAGGAAGGUGGUCAGUGAGCGGGCGAGGAAUGGUAGUCUUGCGGCUUCGUGCUUCAUGGAUGUUGGUGGUGAUGCUGGUGAUGCUGGUGAUGAAGCUGCUUGUUGA
This is a messenger RNA of Closterium sp. NIES-65, 4566 nucleotides long. The record is from the annotation of a GenBank genome assembly. NCBI's taxonomy places the organism in Eukaryota, Viridiplantae, Streptophyta, Zygnematophyceae, Desmidiales, Closteriaceae.